UGACAAGUGCCUCUUUCUCCGACCUAUUUGAGCGUUUUAUGUUUCUCUGUAGACUCCAUGCUCUUCGCUGUCUGAUGAACGGUUGUUAGCGUAUUUUACGAAAAAAAGGGUCCAAAAGCAGAUUUAUUUCGAGUGCACAGACUGGAUAAAACGCCACUGUACUAGCAACAACGGCCGUCUGUUUUUGGUGAAGUUUUAUCGACCAGGAUGCCCCAGUCCUCUUCUCUCAUCUGAAGACGGUAGGACAGUAGUCUGGAGAUGAAGCAGGAUCCAUUGACCAAGGGUGGUAGCACAGCUACAUCCUGUCCAGGAAGGAUAGACUCUAUUGGGGUAAUGAUGCUAGCCAGCACCCCCUCCUCCACUUCCACCCUGUCUUCCUCCAUAUCCUCCCUCUCUUCCUCCAUCUCUUCUUCAUCCUCCUUGCAGGAAGAAAGGAGAAAGGGAGAUGAGGAGUUCAUUUGUGGAGAGGAGGAAGAGGGGGAGGUGGUCAGCGUUUCUAUAGUAACCAUAGCGGAGGAAUCCUGCCCUUCGGAACCGUUUGGAACUGUCGCCCACGUGGAGGUAGCAGCCAAUGAGAGUGCAGUGAGGGAUGGAGACUGCCAAUCAAAAACUUCACGAAGUACCCAGACUGAAGAAGAGGAGAAGCAUGAGGGGGAAGGAGGAGAGGGUGUGAAAGAGAAGGAUCAGGGAGAGGAGGAAGGUGAGAUGGCUGAAGAUGAGAGUGACCAUUCUGCCCUGUUAGAGGAGGAGGAUGAGGGAAGGAACCAGGUGUUUGUCUCGGAUGACAACUUGGGGUUGUCGGACAGUCUCACCCCUGGAACACCAACACUCCUCAACAUCAAGGUUCUGAUGAGCACAUCACACGGGGUCCGUUUCCAGACGGACUACAUGGCAGAUCUUACUGAGCUCAGAGAGCUGUUUAAACACAUCAGCCAACCACAUUAUAUCAUGUGA
This is a messenger RNA of Salvelinus namaycush (lake trout), 954 nucleotides long. RefSeq lists its product as uncharacterized. The record is from RefSeq and is a predicted model, not a curated record. Lineage: Eukaryota; Metazoa; Chordata; Actinopteri; Salmoniformes; Salmonidae. Bases 259 to 954 code for a protein of 231 amino acids. The transcript has 3 exons.